Molecule: messenger RNA, 1721 nt
Organism: Pocillopora damicornis (cauliflower coral)
Lineage: Eukaryota; Metazoa; Cnidaria; Anthozoa; Scleractinia; Pocilloporidae
Product: calcium-independent phospholipase A2-gamma
Biological process (GO): arachidonate metabolic process
Cellular component (GO): membrane
Source: RefSeq, a predicted model, not a curated record
GGAGAAGAGACUGGUAACAAUCAUCAAACAUGGCGGACGAGAACCGGAAUGAUGGACUUUUCACGUAGCAGUCUUAGUUUAACAAUGUCUUCGAGUUUUGAAGCGAGAAUCACAAUGGAUGAUAUUUUUUAUUGGAAUGAAAAGAUUUUCCUUCAAGGACACAUGUUGAAAUUUGCGAGUUGUUCGUAAAAAUGUGAAAAACGCUGUAAAUAUGGCGGGACUUUUAAAUCAUGUUUUGCAUGUUGAGAAAGCUGUUUCACUUUCGUUGCCUUUGAAAUCAGGCGCGGCGUUUUACAGGACAUUUCCAUCAGCGACGGGAAAAUAUUCAUCCUCUUAUGUUCCUCUGAAAACGGUUGCAAGUAUUCAAAAUCGUACGCGAUCCCUGGUACAAGCUUUACGAUCUGCAAAAAAUGAACAGUCGUGGUUGAUUCGUUUAGAAGAGUUUAACGACCACAUCCUUCGUUAUCAAGGUGUCGGCAGGAGUCAAGCUAUUCGAGAAGAAGCCAUCAGCUUUCUGCUAAGUGUUAGAAAGAAGGGAAAUAAAGAGGUUCGUAAGGAAGCGCAAAAAGCGCUGGCGUUACUGGGAUGGGUGGAUCCCGUCAAGGGAAGAGGAAUCAAAGUGCUGUCGAUCGAUGGAGGUGGAGCAAGAGGCUUGAUGGCAAUUGAGAUCUUGAAAAGAAUUGAAGAAAUGUGUAACAAGGAGAUUCAUGAAUUAUUUGACUUUAUCUGUGGAGCGUCAACAGGAGCCAUUUUAGCAUUUCUGAUUGGUAUCAAGAGAGUUCCUCUGGAGGAGUGUGAGCACACUUAUAAAAAGCUCAGCAUGGAUAUAUUUGAACAGAAUUCUUUUAUUGGAAAAGGAAAAUUAUUCCUGAAUCAUGCCUAUUACGACACAGCAAAAUUUGAACAGAUUCUCAAGAAUGAAAGUGGAGAUGAACGAUUGAUAGAUUCAGCUAAGGACUCAGCAACACCUAAGGUGGCAGCAGUAUCUACAGUAGUCAACCAUUCCUUACUGAUGCCGUAUGUCUUCAGUAACUACACACACCCUUAUGGUUCCAGCUCUAAGUUUCCUCAGAGCUGUAAGUAUAGGCUGUGGGAGGCACUCAGGGCAUCCACUGCUGCUCCUGGCUACUUUGAGGAGUUCAAACUUGGAAAUAACAUCCACCAGGAUGGUGGACUCCUCACAAACAACCCUUGUGCAAUAGCUGUCCAUGAGGCUAGGCUACUCUGGCCAGACGAACCCUUUCAAUGCAUUGUGUCCCUUGGUACUGGCAAGUACAAGGGAAGGUCUGGCCCAAGCACUGAAGAGUUUAGCAGUCUGAAGGAAAAACUGUUAAAAGUUGUGGCUAGUGCAACAGAUACAGAAGCAAUAGACACUGUUCUCAGUGACAUACUGCCCAAGUCAGUGUACUUUCGGUUGAACCCAAACUUAUCAACUAAUGUACCCAUGGACGAAGGCAGGAUUGAAAUGUUGGAACAAGUUCAGUUUGAUGCCAGAAAACAUUUGGAAAAAAUUGAUGAAACUUUAAAGACUUGUGCAAAAAAUCUUCUUCAAGAUAAGACUGUUCUAAAUCGUGGAAUGGACAGGUUUAGAAAUUGGUAUAGGACUACAUGAGCAGACAUUUUUGUUAUGAACCUUUACAGCCUGACAUCAAUAUGCAUAUUCUCCAUUCUUUUCUUUAUACAUUUCCUAAGGUGUUGACAAGGAGAAUUUGGUUAACAAU